UGCGUAAUAAUUUUGAUUUUUCUCAGCCAAUUUUGUUCCGAAGUCCUCCCCGCUUCACGCAGCCUCCCAGCACAGAAGGAUGUCGUCGUCCAGCGAGCCGUGCGGCCCCUGCGAGCUGAGCUGCCCCCGGCCCAUCGCCGAGAGCACCAACGAGCCGUGUGUGCGGCAGUGCCCCGACUCCAGAGCGCUGAUCGUGCCCCCGCCGGUGCUGGUGACCAUCCCGGGCCCCGUGCUCAGCUCCUGCCCCCAGGACAGCGUUGUGGGAUCGUCGGGCCCGCUGUGGCCGGAGCGCUCCUUCAGUUCCCGCAGCGCCCUGGGCUCCGGGGGCUCCUUUGGGCUGGGGGGCUCUGGGGGUUAUAGGGGAUCCUCUGGCUAUGGGGGCUCCUCUGGCUUUGGGGGCUCCUCUGGCUCCGGAGGUUAUGGGGGCUCCUUUGGGUCCGGAGGUUAUGGGGGCUCCCGGGGCUAUGGGGGCUCCUUUGGAUGGGGACCUUAUAGGGGUUCCUCUGGCUAUGGGGGCUCUUUUGGGUGGGGACCUUAUGAGGGCUCCCAGAGCUAUGGGGGCUCCUUUGGCUCUGGAGGUUAUGGGGACUCUUGGGGUUAUGGCGGUUCCCGGGGCUAUGGGGGUUUCUCAGGCUAUGGGGACUCCCUUGACUACGGCCGUUCCCUGGGUUAUGGGGGUGACACCGGCUAUGGGGGCUCCCUGGCGGGCUAUGGGGGCUCCUUCGGAGGCUACGGAGGUUCCCUGGGGGGCUAUGGGGGUUCCCUGAGGGGCUAUGGAGGCUCCUUUGGCAAUUGGGGGCGGCCCUACAGCUCCGGCUUCUCCUCCCGUGGCCUGGGCUAUUCCCUGCCCGGCUUCCAGAGAUGGGGCCGCUCCCGCCGCGGCAGCUGCGAGGUUUUCUAA
Messenger RNA from Malurus melanocephalus (red-backed fairy wren), 901 nucleotides. Its product is annotated as scale keratin-like. The coding region runs from base 80 to 901 and encodes 273 amino acids. The record is from RefSeq and is a predicted model, not a curated record. Gene Ontology annotation, molecular function: structural constituent of cytoskeleton. Gene Ontology annotation, cellular component: intermediate filament. NCBI's taxonomy places the organism in Eukaryota, Metazoa, Chordata, Aves, Passeriformes, Maluridae. The transcript has a single exon.